UUGGUUACAGCUGAUAUAUAUGUUUUUGUUUGUGUAGUGUGUGCCUAUUUAAUUUAAAUUAAUGUGAUCGUACGAGUCUAAACCAAUUGGUUUUCUUUUUGUUAAAAUUAUGAAUUUUUCCGCCGUCCUUUUGCUAUUAACGUUUUGGGGAAGAAACAGUGUUUUUUCCUCAAAAGUAUUAGAACUGAGCGACAAAUUUAUUGAUAUCAGCAAAGAUGGAAUGUGGUUUGUUAAAUUUUAUGCCCCAUGGUGCGCAUACUGUAGUAGGCUUGAGCCUGUUUGGGCGCAUGUAGCCCAGGGCUUAUACAGCACGCCGAUCAAGGUAGCCAAAGUUGAUUGUACUCGAUUUCCUGCUGUUGCUACUCAUUUCCAAGUGCGAGCAUACCCAACGAUAAUGUUCAUUAAAGGUUCAAAUAUGCAUAUUUACAAUGGCGAGAGAGUAAAAGAAGAUAUGGUUAACUAUGCUAUGAGAAUGGCACAGCCUCCCAUUCAAAAAGUAUCUUAUGCUGAUAGCAUAGGGAACUUAAAAGAGAUUCAUGAAAUAUUUUUCGGAUACAUUGGUGAACAUCAUGGAAUACUUUGGGAAACUUACAGCAUUCAAGCUAUGAAAUAUCAGCCACAUAACUGGUUUUAUUCUAUGUCUCAUGAAUUAGUGAAAAAUGAACUGAAACCACCUAAUGAGACUAGUGUGUUUGUUUACAAAGAAGAUGACAUAUACUACUUUGAAGUAACACCAGAAAACCUGCAAGAUAAAAAUGCAUUGAAUGUCUCAAUGGACAAAUGGGUACAUUCGGAGAGAUUUGGAUUCUACCCAAAAAUUUCAAGAUCGAAUAUUAAUGAACUCUUGGACAUUGAAAAGUACUUGGUAAUAACUGUGGUAUCAGAAAACAAACUCAAUGAAAUAACACAGACAGAAAAAGAUUUUAAAGAUAUGGUGGAAGAAAUAAUAAGAAAAAGAAAGCAUGAACUACAUCCAAAAUUCCAGUUUGGAUGGAUGGGCAGUCCUGAGCUUGCUAAUUCUAUUGCUAUGUAUGAAUUGACUGUGCCACAUUUACUUGUGAUCAAUUCCACUACACAUCAUCAUCAUAUACCCGAUGAUGAUCCAAUUUUGAUGACCCCUGAAGCCAUAUCAAUGUUCUUGGAUGAUGUAUACAAUCAAGUGGCACCUACAUAUGGGGGCAACAGCUUCAUAGUACGAUUAUACCGAGCGUUCUUUGAGGGAAGAGCUACUGUUGGCAAUAUGUGGAAAGGGAAUCCUAUACUAACCACAUUGGUAUUCGGACUCCCUCUAGGUUUUCUCUCACUACUAUGUUAUUCAAUUUGCUGCGCAGACAUAUUAGAUGCAGAUGAAGAAGAAAUAUCAGAAUCACAUGAGAAAAAGGAUUAAAGCUAAAGAAAAAGAAAAUUAUAAAUCUAAUGGAUAAUUAUUAGUAUAAGUGAUAAUGUACAUUUUGCAUUAGCAAUAUUUUAUGGUUCACUCGCGAAAGUUUUGGCUUCUUUUUUUGUCGUAUUAUACCAUAUCACCGAAUUGAAUUUUACUGUCGUUCAAUAAUAUAGAUCAAAUUAGUACUUAUAAGUAUUUAUGUUACCAAUCAAGUAUAAAAUCGACGCUUAUUUAAGUAUAGAAAAUACUUUCUUAUGGUUUUCCAUGAAUGUUGGCAUUUUUAUUAUAAUUAAUAAAAAUUUACCUAUUAUCGACUCAAUGGUCUGAUGUUAGAAUAUUUUAAGGAGGUAAGAAUAAUGUAUUUAUUUUAAGCUUGUGACCUUAAAAGUUACAUAAAUAUUUAAAAUUAAGCAAAGCUAUUGUGUCUCUUAUUGUAUUCUGAAUGUAUUUUUACAGUCCAGUACAGUGUAACAUGGUUUCAUUAUCUGUGCAACUUGACGGUAUGUGGUGCCCUUACUAAGUACUUCCAAUAAACUUGUUCCUAAU
Leptidea sinapis is the source of this 1930-nucleotide messenger RNA. RefSeq names its product protein disulfide-isomerase TMX3-like. The transcript is spliced from 8 exons. NCBI's taxonomy places the organism in Eukaryota, Metazoa, Arthropoda, Insecta, Lepidoptera, Pieridae. Gene Ontology annotation, cellular component: endoplasmic reticulum. Gene Ontology annotation, molecular function: protein disulfide isomerase activity. The coding region runs from base 110 to 1387 and encodes 425 amino acids. Gene Ontology annotation, biological process: peptidyl-cysteine oxidation. The record is from RefSeq and is a predicted model, not a curated record.